Molecule: messenger RNA, 2243 nt
Organism: Ipomoea nil (Japanese morning glory)
Lineage: Eukaryota; Viridiplantae; Streptophyta; Magnoliopsida; Solanales; Convolvulaceae
Product: heat shock cognate 70 kDa protein-like
Exons: 3
Coding region: 83-2044 (653 amino acids)
Biological process (GO): protein refolding; cellular response to unfolded protein
Cellular component (GO): cytoplasm
Molecular function (GO): misfolded protein binding; ATP hydrolysis activity; ATP binding
Source: RefSeq, a predicted model, not a curated record
ACCAGACCACCCACCGGAAAAAACUCUGUAAAUUUCACUUACAAAUUCGCGAAUCAACAACUCAACUGCUGAUUGAUUACUCAUGGCUGGAAAAGGCGAAGGACCGGCGAUCGGAAUCGAUCUCGGAACCACGUACUCGUGCGUCGGCGUUUGGCAGCAUGAUCGCGUCGAGAUCAUCGCUAAUGACCAGGGGAACCGGACCACGCCGUCUUACGUCGCGUUCACCGAUACCGAACGCCUCAUCGGCGACGCUGCUAAGAACCAGGUCGCCAUGAACCCUACUAACACCGUUUUCGAUGCGAAGCGAUUGAUUGGUAGGAGAUACAGUGAUCCAUCUGUUCAGAGUGACAUGAAGCUGUGGCCUUUCAAAGUGAUUGCUGGACCUGGUGAUAAGCCCAUGAUUGUGGUGUCAUACAAGGGUGAGGAUAAACAGUUUUCUGCAGAGGAGAUCUCCUCCAUGGUUCUCACUAAAAUGAAGGAGAUUGCUGAGGCGUUCCUAGGUUCGACUGUGAAGAAUGCUGUUGUUACAGUACCUGCUUACUUCAAUGAUUCUCAGCGUCAAGCUACCAAGGAUGCUGGUGUGAUUUCAGGGCUUAAUGUGAUGCGUAUAAUCAAUGAGCCCACUGCUGCUGCCAUUGCUUAUGGUCUUGAUAAGAAGGCGUCGAGUGCAGGGGAGAAGAAUGUGCUUAUUUUUGAUCUAGGUGGGGGCACUUUUGAUGUGUCCCUUCUCACCAUUGAAGAAGGAAUAUUUGAAGUUAAGUCCACUGCUGGUGAUACUCACCUUGGCGGUGAAGACUUUGAUAACAGGAUGGUGAACCACUUUGUCCAAGAGUUUAAGAGGAAGAACAAGAAAGACAUAAGUGGAAAUCCUAGAGCCCUGAGAAGGCUGAGGACUGCUUGUGAAAGAGCAAAGAGGACUCUGUCAUCUACUGCUCAGACAACCAUUGAGAUUGAUUCCCUUUAUGAGGGUAUUGAUUUCUAUACCACCAUUACCCGUGCAAGGUUUGAGGAGCUUAACAUGGAUCUUUUCAGGAAGUGUAUGGAGCCUGUUGAGAAGUGUUUGAGAGAUGCCAAGAUGGACAAGAGCAGUGUAGAUGAUAUUGUUCUUGUUGGUGGGUCUACUAGGAUCCCUAAGGUACAGCAAUUGUUGCAAGACUUUUUCAAUGGGAAGGAGCUCUGCAAGAGUAUUAACCCUGAUGAGGCUGUUGCCUAUGGUGCUGCUGUGCAAGCCGCGAUCUUGAGCGGUGAAGGCAAUGAGAAGGUGCAAGACCUUCUGCUUUUGGAUGUUACCCCUCUAUCUCUUGGUCUUGAGACUGCUGGAGGGGUUAUGACUGUUCUCAUUCCAAGGAACACCACCAUUCCAACAAAGAAGGAGCAGGUCUUCUCGACUUACUCUGACAACCAACCUGGCGUGUUGAUCCAAGUCUAUGAAGGAGAAAGGGCAAGGACCCGAGACAACAACUUACUUGGUAAAUUUGAGCUCAGUGGCAUUCCCCCAGCCCCAAGAGGUGUCCCUCAAAUCAAUGUUUGCUUCGACAUUGAUGCCAAUGGUAUCCUGAAUGUAUCUGCUGAGGAUAAGACCACUGGCCAGAAGAACAAGAUCACAAUCACGAAUGACAAGGGCAGACUAUCCAAGGAAGAGAUUGAGAAGAUGGUCCAAGAAGCUGAGCAGUACAAGGCAGAAGAUGAGGAGCACAAGAAAAAGGUUGAAGCCAAAAAUGCCUUAGAGAACUACGCCUACAACAUGAGGAACACCAUCAAGGAUGAGAAGAUCAGUUCCAAGCUUCAACCCGACGACAAGAAGAAGAUCGAGGAUGCUAUCGAACAGGCUAUUCAGUGGUUGGAUGGGAACCAACUUGCAGAGGCUGACGAAUUCGAAGACAAAAUGAAGGAACUCGAGAGCAUCUGCAACCCCAUCAUUGCUAAGAUGUACCAAGGUGGCGCUGGCCCCGACGUGGCUGCUGGCAUGGAUGAAGAUGGCCCUUCUGCUGGUGGAAGCGGCACUGGCACUGGCGCUGGUCCCAAGAUCGAGGAAGUUGAUUAAGCUUUUUGAUGUUUUUUGUUGUUCCGAUGACUUUUGAAUGAUCGGGCUGUGUUUUAAUAACGUUAAAUUGUGUUCAUUAGUUGUGUUUAAAAGCUUUUGGGUUGGAACUUGUUUAGCCUUGUACUAUCUGUUCUAUACCAGGUUCAUGUUUCUACAGGUGCUCACUACUUACUAGCAAACAAGAAAAAAAUUUCUUUUA